Molecule: messenger RNA, 2606 nt
Organism: Gavialis gangeticus (Gharial)
Lineage: Eukaryota; Metazoa; Chordata; Crocodylia; Gavialidae
Gene: PDE1C
Product: phosphodiesterase 1C
Exons: 18
Coding region: 113-2263 (716 amino acids)
Biological process (GO): signal transduction
Molecular function (GO): 3',5'-cyclic-nucleotide phosphodiesterase activity
Source: RefSeq, a predicted model, not a curated record
UGGGUGUGAGUGCUGCCACAGGCAGAUAUUCAAGGGUAGCUAAUUGCCAGCUUGGAAGCAUUGAUUUCAGGAGGAGAGAAUUGCUGCAGCAGGAGUACAAACUGGCAGGAUCAUGACAGAGCCAAGCAGUAGAAAAGAAGGAUUUAAAAAAUGCCGGAGUGCCACUUUCAGCAUCGAUGGUUUUAGCUUUACAAUUGUUGCAAAUGAGACAGGCGACAAAAAUGCUCGACCUCUUUCACGAUUUGCUCGGUCAAAGUCACAGAACUGCCUGUGGAAUACCAUUAUUGGUGGGCUUACGGGUAAUCUCAAAGAAAGGCCAAAGCCAACAAUCAUCAGUGACCCUCGGCCUCCAGAAGAAAUCUUAGCAGAUGAGUUACCACCAGUGGACAGUCCUGAAGCAUUAGUGAAAACAUCUUUCAGGUUGCGGUCUUUGGUAAAGCAGUUAGAGAGAGGAGAGGCUUCAGUUGUAGACUUAAAAAAGAAUUUGGAAUAUGCAGCUACCGUCCUUGAGUCAGUGUACAUUGAUGAAACCAGGCGUUUAUUGGACACAGAAGAUGAGCUCAGCGAUAUCCAAUCAGACUCCGUGCCCUCUGAGGUCCGGGACUGGUUGGCCUCCACCUUUACACGGCAGAUGGGGAUGAUGCUUAAAAGGUCUGAGGAAAAGCCCCGGUUCAGGAGCAUUGUCCAUGCAGUGCAAGCUGGGAUAUUCGUGGAAAGGAUGUACAGACGGACAUCAAAUAUGGUUGGACUGAGCUACCCACCAGCUGUAAUUGGAGUACUAAAGAAUGUAGACAAGUGGUCCUUCGACGUAUUUGCACUAAAUGAUGCUAGUGGUGAUCACGCACUGAAAUUCAUUUUCUAUGAACUUCUCACACGCUAUGAUCUAAUCAAUCGCUUUAAGAUUCCCAUUUCUGCUCUCGUUUCCUUUGUCGAAGCAUUGGAAGUUGGAUACAGCAAACACAAAAAUCCUUAUCACAACCUAAUGCAUGCAGCAGAUGUAACACAGACUGUCCAUUACCUCCUUUUUAAGACGGGUGUAGCACACUGGCUGACAGAGCUAGAGAUAUUUGCUAUGAUCUUUGCAGCUGCCGUCCAUGACUAUGAACACACUGGAACCACCAACAACUUUCACAUUCAGACACGGUCAGAUUCAGCCAUUCUGUACAAUGACCGAUCUGUGCUUGAAAACCACCACGUAAGUGCGGCUUAUCGUCUUUUGCAAGAUGAUGAAGAGAUGAACAUUUUAGCUAAUCUCUCAAAAGAUGACUGGAGGGAAUUCAGGGCUUUGGUGGUUGAGAUGGUGUUGGCCACUGAUAUGUCCUGUCACUUCCAGCAAAUCAAAGCCAUGAAGAAUGCUUUGCAGCAGCCAGAAGGAAUCGACAAGCCGAAAGCCUUAUCACUGUUGUUACAUACAGCAGACAUCAGUCAUCCCGCCAAGGCCUGGGACCUCCAUCAUCGCUGGACCAUGUCCUUGCUAGAGGAGUUUUUCAGACAGGGUGAUAAAGAAGCAGAACUAGGGCUUCCUUUCUCACCACUGUGUGAUCGCAAAUCUACUAUGGUUCCUCAGUCUCAAAUAGGAUUUAUUGAUUUCAUUGUGGAACCUACUUUCACUGUGCUAACUGACAUGACUGAGAAGAUUGUAACACCACUCAUUGAUGAAGCCACCCGCUCUGGCAUGUCAGGAUUUAGGCGUUCCAGUUUGAAUAGCAUUAGCCCCUCAGAAGUUAAAAGAUCAAGUGUCAAAAGCACUGGAUCAGAAGGAAGUGCCUCAAUCAACUGUUCCAUACUCACUGUGGAUUUCAAAUGUUUUAAAGCCACCUGGACUGAGGUGGUGCAACAGAACCGGGAGAAAUGGAAAGCACAAGCAACCAAAGAAGAAAAAGCUAAAAGAGAAGCAGAGGAAAAUGCUCACCAGGGUACAGAUGAAAAGAAUACAGAAGACAAAGAUGAAAAGACGCCAGCUGAGGAUGCCACAGCAGCCAACUCAGAAAACAGCAAAGAACCAAAUCCAGGGGAAAGCAAGAGCGCGGAAUCCAGCAAGAAUCCUGUAAAUGGGACUCGGCAGACUGGUGUGAACAAGCACGAAGCCUCUCAAGGGAAAAAUGCAUCUAGGACAGGCAAGGGAACUGAUUCACAAGCAACAGGAGAGGAAAAACAGCGUGUCCAGAACGGUGAAUUAAAGGAAGAUAAUAACAAAUCAGACAAGAAAGAUCAGUCAAAUGUGGGAAAUGAAUCAAAGACGACAGAUGAUACAGAAGAAUAAAAAUAUAUAUAAAAGAGACUGCAAAUUUCUUUCAUCAUUUUAGCUGAGCUUCUUCAUUCCUCUCCUCCUUCCGAAUAGACCAGUUUCUGGGGAAGGCGUUAUUACAGCUUUCAAAACACUCCUCCUCCCACUGGCUGCGUCACAGUUAAUGACUCUGGGUUUUGGGGAUUGUUUUUUCUUUUUCUUCUCUUUUUUUCUCUCUGUGUGUGUGUGUGUGUGUGUGUGUGCGCGCGCGCGGUUUGUUUUCGUUUCUUCAGUUUGUUGGGUUUUUUCCUUAACACAAUGACUCCGCUUUCUGGACAGGCCAAGCAAAUAAAUGAGGACCCUCUUAGAAGCCAACACA